CGCGCUCGCCCCUCCCGCGACCAUGUCCGUGCGCGUCGCACCGACGCCUCACCGCUCACCGGCGCUCGUCACGUGUCACCGCGUCCGUCCGACGCGGGCGCGGGUCUCCGUCGCGUGCCGUGCCUCGGCGCGCGCCCGGGCGAACGGGAAUGGCGACGACGCGUUUGGCGCGUCGUCAGUCGCGUCCACGCGUUCGUUCGUCCGUUCGUCUUCCCCCGUGUCGCCCUCCUUCGGCGCCCGCGACGCGCUGCUGAGCGCCGCCAAAGGACGGGGAUCCACGAUUCGUGCCAGGUUCGGCGCGGAGGAGACCUUCGUGCUGACCGUGGUUGCCGGGUUCAUCGUGUACAUCGCCCUCAACUACGACGAGAUUGUGGCCAAGCAGAAGGCGGCCGUGGAGAAGGCGAUGAGGGAACAGGAUCGCGCGAUCGGAGCGGCCACCGCGCAGCAGAAGGCGGCGACGGACGCGGCGAAGCGGGCGCAGGAGGACGCGGGGCGGAAAGCGGCGGAGGCGGCCGAGGAGGCGCGGCGCAGAGCGGGGGGAGAGUAGUUAGUACCUCGCACGUGUUCACGCUACAUUUACUCGUCAUGAC
Micromonas commoda is the source of this 590-nucleotide messenger RNA. Its product is annotated as mucin-associated surface protein. The coding region runs from base 23 to 547 and encodes 174 amino acids. The record is from RefSeq and is a predicted model, not a curated record. The transcript has a single exon. NCBI's taxonomy places the organism in Eukaryota, Viridiplantae, Chlorophyta, Mamiellophyceae, Mamiellales, Mamiellaceae.